CGAGCAGGUGACCGAGGGACGCCUCCACGUCGCCAAAGAGACGGUGAAUACGCUCGGUGCACUCGGCACCGCGAAUGAACGUCUUGUAAUUGGCGAAGGCCAGGUCGCGCGUCUGCUGCAGCAGCUGGGCCCGCUCCUCCGCCAGGCGCUCCGGUUCACGUCGCAGCCGGUCCAGCCCCGAGCCGCUCAACUCCCGGAGAUAGCGGCCCACGUCAGGUUUCUCACGCCAUUGGGCCUCAGGGAAGCGGUCUCGGAACAGCGACGCCAAGAGUCCUUCAUCUUCCACCUCCCCCAGCGCAGCUGCUGUAGCUGUCGUCGUGGCCGAAGCAGUCGUGGAGGGCUGGAGCGGGAGAGCAGUCGCCAUCUUUCCACAGUACAGUCACUUCCUUUCCAGAACCGUGUUUUGCUCCUGGAAACGGAAACAGUUGGGAAACACUUCCUGUCUCUAUGGUUUCUAAUCUAGCCGGUUUUCGGUCCCUAGAAGUCCGCCAAGGCACGAGGGUCUCGAGAGCCAAGCUAGCGGGAAAAUGAGGCCUUUGACUGAAGAAGAGACCCGGGUAAUGUUUGAGAAGAUUGCGAAAUACAUUGGAGAGAAUCUACAACUCCUGGUGGACAGACCCGAUGGCACCUACUGUUUCCGGCUGCACAACGACCGAGUGUACUAUGUGAGUGAGAUGAUCCUGAAACUGGCCGCCAACAUCUCCGGAGAUAAGCUAGUGUCACUGGGGACGUGUUUUGGAAAGUUUACUAAGACCCACAAGUUCCGGUUGCACGUUACAGCUCUGGAUUACCUUGCACCCUAUGCCAAGUAUAAAGUAUGGAUAAAACCUGGAGCAGAACAGUCCUUCUUGUAUGGAAACCAUGUGCUGAAAUCCGGUCUGGGUCGGAUUACUGAGAACACAUCUCAGUACCAGGGAGUAGUGGUUUAUUCCAUGGCUGACGUUCCUUUGGUGAGUAGCAACGGUAGCCAAUGCCGAGUACCUGCUGAAAAGGAUGUAGUUUCAGUCAGCACCUCUGAGGCUGACUGCUUGGCCCCCUUCACAUUUCUCAAAGAUACAACUGUCUCAGCAUAGUUUUUGUUUUGUUUUUUGCUUUGUAAAUGAGUGAGUUAGUGUCUGUUCUUUCGA
This is a messenger RNA of Grammomys surdaster, 1127 nucleotides long. It is a transcript of the gene Nip7, whose product is annotated as nucleolar pre-rRNA processing protein NIP7. Gene Ontology annotation, cellular component: preribosome, large subunit precursor; nucleolus; nucleus. Gene Ontology annotation, molecular function: RNA binding. NCBI's taxonomy places the organism in Eukaryota, Metazoa, Chordata, Mammalia, Rodentia, Muridae. Gene Ontology annotation, biological process: ribosome assembly; ribosomal large subunit biogenesis. The record is from RefSeq and is a predicted model, not a curated record. Bases 528 to 1073 code for a protein of 181 amino acids. The transcript is spliced from 5 exons.